Molecule: messenger RNA, 2248 nt
Organism: Polychytrium aggregatum
Lineage: Eukaryota; Fungi; Chytridiomycota; Chytridiomycetes; Polychytriales
Exons: 1
Coding region: 193-2190 (665 amino acids)
Source: RefSeq, a predicted model, not a curated record
GGCGAGAGGCCACGCUAUUCGGUCUCGCUCGGGCGAGGACGCACACCGCGUCUCGGCCACAAUGAUCAGCUCUGUUGCUGAUCUGGCUUGGGAGGCCUGUCCAUCUUCCCCGCUCCUGGUCGUGCCCGUCUGCGUCCGACCAACGCAAGCACGUCCCUUCGCAUCCUGCGGAAGCGCCCGCAAGCAACCCUCAUGUGGGAAUCCAUAGUGAUUGAUUUGGACAAAGACAGCGAUGGCUUUGCGUCGAGCAGAGCCGGUCCCAGCAACGCCGAAUCUGCCCGCCGCUCCAGACCAAGUCGCAAGACAACCCCUGUGUUUGAUCUCACAUUAUCGGAUGAUGAGCCCGAUCCAAAGACAGAGACGGCACGUCCAAAGAGCAAUAGUGAGCUUAUUGCCCAAGCGGUCAAGGGGUUGCGCGAGAAGCUGUCCGUCGGCAUCGAUUCCAUAUCAACCGAAGACCCGCGCCCGGGCUCUGCGUCGUCCUUUCCGCUUGACGCUUCGCCACAGCAUGAACAGCUCAACGUCAAAUCCGAAAUUACAUCCAAGGACAUUCUGUCUGCCAUAUUUUAUGGAACCCCACUUGGGAGCCAUUCAUCCGGCGCCCCGCCAAAACAUUUACCGAGCAAAGAGUCAUCGAGCGUUCCGACUGAAGACCGACCGGCCAGCAUUCCCAGAAGCGUCUCGCAAAGACCAUAUGCAGGCAGUUUCCCGUUUGGCUCUUCCUUGGAUAUACUCCGAACCCAUCAGGGCAAGCGGGGCUUUGGCGAGCUCGAUCGAGAGUCGCCAGCGCACAAGUCCUGGCCAUCGCUCUCGGAUGAUAUCUCUGGCAAGAUGCCCAGCAUUUACUCCAACGGGCAGGUUGCCGGGUCAUCUUCGAGCAUAGCCGUCAGCGAGGGCCGUGAUCAGGCCACUGGAUCUUCAACUGAACAGCUCGAGAUCAUCCAGAUCGGCUCUGUGCCCAGCUUACGCAUCGAUGGUGCUCUGAGAAAUCCAGAGGACUCGAGAAGCUGCAGCCAUAACGAGCACAUACCCGCAGCUCAAGUUGGCGACGCUGCUGCCCCGAUUCGAUUAUAUCACGAUUAUCACGAUCCAAGUGAGGAUUUGCCAGCAAGCCUGCACUCAGCGGUUGCAAUCAUCGAUCUCGUACAAAGCCCACCCUUCAAGCGUAUACGGCUUGAGCAGCCCGAAGGCUCUGCAAGUCCCGUACCAAAGCCACUAUUACCGUCGUCGUCGCCAUCUUCGCCGCCGUAUUCGUUUAUGUCGCUUCUGCCACCCUCUUCUUCGCCAUCACCACCACCACCUCCGUAUUCGUUUCUAUCGCUUCCGCCACUAUCGUCGCCGCCGUUACCAGCUCUUCAAUCCCUUCCGCCACCAUCGCCGACACCGUCACUACCAUCGCCACCAUCGAUUUCAUCACCAUCACCAUCACCAUCACCAUCACCAUCACCAUCACCAUCACCAUCACCAUCACCAUCACCAUCACCAUCACCAUCACCAUCACCAUCACCAUCACCAUCACCAUCACCAUCACCAUCACCAUCACCAUCACCAUCACCAUCACCAUCACCAUCACCAUCACCAUCACCAUCACCAUCACCAUCACCAUCACCAUCACCAUCGCCAUCGCCAUCGCCAUCGCCAUCGCCAUCGCCAUCGCUAUCGCUAUCGCCAUCGCUAUCACUGUCACCGGUAUUCCUUUCGUCUUUAUCUCCACCAUCGCCGUCUCCACCAUCACCGUCGUCACCACAAGCAUCCUCACCACCGACAUCCUCGCCACCAACCUCUUUACCACCAACAUCGUCGCCACCCUCGACGUCGUCAUCAUCCUUGCCAUCGUUGCCGCCGCGGCUGGUGACAUCGCUGCCAUCGCUUUCAUCGCCAUCAUAUAUACCUCUGUCCAUCCUCUCGAGCCCCAGUGACUGCCAAUCUUUACUGCUACCGCCGAGUUCUAACGGAUCAGAGACUUCCGGCUUGAACGACCAUAAGGUGCCAAAAUUAUCACGAUCGAUUCUAACCCGGCUCAAGAAAGUACUUUCCCCCACAUCUGUUAGUAGUGCUCAUCUAUAUAUUAUGGCACUUUACUGGGAAUCGAUUGUGUUCUGGCAUGCGUUCUAUCUCUUGACCGAGGUGUAUUCGGUGGGCGGGGGAGGGCGAGUGAGUUUAACGAACCAGGUAUCAGAGCUCAGAUAGCCUUACCACCAUCCGUUUUGCUUGGCCGCCAGGGAGCCACGGAGCCAUUUCCAAUCGA